Molecule: messenger RNA, 3908 nt
Organism: Pteropus alecto (black flying fox)
Lineage: Eukaryota; Metazoa; Chordata; Mammalia; Chiroptera; Pteropodidae
Gene: MUC1
Product: mucin 1, cell surface associated
Exons: 6
Coding region: 1575-3611 (678 amino acids)
Cellular component (GO): apical plasma membrane
Source: RefSeq, a predicted model, not a curated record
AGCGGUGGUCCCUCGCCUCCCGGCUGCCUUCCCUCCAGUCCCGCCGCGCCGGAGUAUUUUUAAAGUUCAAUUUUUCACUCUAUUCUUGGGGCUAAGAAUUGUUUUCCUAACGCCGACGUACGGCUUUCGUUGGCUGAGACCGCAACUCGCGACCUCUGGAUAGGGUCGGACACUCUAAGCACCGCGUGCCGCUCUGACCCCAGAUACCGCCCUGGUCCCAAAUACUUCUGCCCUUCCAAAUACCUCUCGGGCGUCCAGAAUUACGCACCCUCACAUACAGUUUUGCUCCCACUACCACGUGCUUACCUGCCCCAAAUACAACUCCGCUCCCCAAAGUAUAGUUCCGUGCCCCCAAAUACCAUUGUCACCCUUCCUACUCUCUGCCUCCUAAAUACGUAACCUGUCCCAUUACCCCUCCCACAUUCCGAUGUCCUCUCCCACAUACCUUGGUGACCCUUCCAUGUACCUCGGGACCCCACCCUCUUAGCGCCAUUUCCGUCAGACACCGCUCCGUGCGCCCCAGGGUCCCCUCCUAAAGUUUCCAGCCUCUCCAUCGAUGUCACGGUGGUGCGUUCCUUCCCUUCUCUGUCGAAGCCACUGACUUCUCGCUGGGGCGCUGCUCUCCCCAGCCUCUCUCUGCCCCCAGUUAGGCAGCGCCGCUCAACACCCGCCCCGCCAUCCGCGGCAAGGGCAGUCCUCGCGUCCGCCUGGGCAGGCGCUGUCCAGCUCCCGGUGACCACUAGAGGGCAGGAGAGCCCGGCCAGCCUUGCCCGCCACCGCCACUAGCAGGUGGAGGACUGGAAGGAAAGAGCCUAGCGUUCAGCCGGGCCCGGGUCCUGUCCUUCUUUAGGUGGAAAUUUCUUUCCCCGUCCGUUCUCGGAAGAAAAGCAAGGAAGGAACACGGGCUGCGUGCAAGUCCGGCAGGGGCGGGGCCUGUGGGUUUCGGGGCAGAACUGCUUACGGAACGGACCGGACCAGGAGCGGUUUCAGGGUGGGGCUAUUCCGGGAAGUGGUGGGGGAGGGGUCCCAAACUAGCACCUAGUCCCCCCCUUGUAAAGCCUGCCCAUUUCUUCUCCGCCCCCAAAGUGCAGCUUCAGGGGCCCAGGGAGAAUGGGGAGUAGAGCGGGGGACCUGAGGAUGAAUUUCCCCGCCUUGACCUAGCCCACUAUCUCUGUCCCUUGUCUCACCUUGGCUGUUCUGUUGCCUUGGAGCUAAAACUAGAGCCUUGGGGACCCAGGUCCCUGACCUCCCUUCCCCGCACACACCGCCUCUGGAGCCAGGGAGUGGUUGGGGAGGGGGGGAGGCCCGCCAAGAACAAACAGGUAGUCAGAAGGUUGAGUGACAAGCCCAUGGGGCCGACCUGAGGGGACAGGAAUGGCUGGGGAGGAGGAGGAAGAGAUGGGAGGUGGGGGGAGGAGGGGCUGGGUUUUGUCACCUGUCACCUGCUCUGGCUGAGCCUAGGGCGGGCGGGGGACCGGUAUAAAGCAGCAGGCACCUGUGCUUGCUUCACCUCACACCAGCCGGCUCCCUGCUCCAGUCUGCUCUGCCCCCUCCCCACCGAGGUCACCAACACCAUGUCGCGGGGCGCCCAGGCCCCUCUCCUCCUCUCGCUGCUGCUGGUGCCAGUGCUUGCCACGGAUCCGACCUCGAGCUCGGCCACCGUGCCCUCCUCCAGUGCCACCUCGUCGCCGAAUGCCGCACAUCUAACCUCGAGCUCGGCCACCGUGCCCUCCUCCAGUGCCACCUCGUCGCCGAAUGCCGCACAUCUAACCUCGAGCUCGGCCACCGUGCCCUCCUCCAGUGCCACCUCGUCGCCGAAUGCCGCACAUCUAACCUCGAGCUCGGCCACCGUGCCCUCCUCCAGUGCCACCUCGUCGCCGAAUGCCGCACAUCUAACCUCGAGCUCGGCCACCGUGCCCUCCUCCAGUGCCACCUCGUCGCCGAAUGCCGCACAUCUAACCUCGAGCUCGGCCACCGUGCCCUCCUCCAGUGCCACCUCGUCGCCGAAUGCCGCACAUCUAACCUCGAGCUCGGCCACCGUGCCCUCCUCCAGUGCCACCUCGUCGCCGAAUGCCGCACAUCUAACCUCGAGCUCGGCCACCGUGCCCUCCUCCAGUGCCACCUCGUCGCCGAAUGCCGCACAUCUAACCUCGAGCUCGGCCACCGUGCCCUCCUCCAGUGCCACCUCGUCGCCGAAUGCCGCACAUCUAACCUCGAGCUCGGCCACCGUGCCCUCCUCCAGUGCCACCUCGUCGCCGAAUGCCGCACAUCUAACCUCGAGCUCGGCCACCGUGCCCUCCUCCAGUGCCACCUCGUCGCCGAAUGCCGCACAUCUAACCUCGAGCUCGGCCACCGUGCCCUCCUCCAGUGCCACCUCGUCGCCGAAUGCCGCACAUCUAACCUCGAGCUCGGCCACCGUGCCCUCCUCCAGUGCCACCUCGUCGCCGAAUGCCGCACAUCUAACCUCGAGCUCGGCCACCGUGCCCUCCUCCAGUGCCACCUCGUCGCCGAAUGCCGCACAUCUAACCUCGAGCUCGGCCACCGUGCCCUCCUCCAGUGCCACCUCGUCGCCGAAUGCCGCACAUCUAACCUCGAGCUCGGCCACCGUGCCCUCCUCCAGUGCCACCUCGUCACCGAAUGCCACACAUCUAACCUUGAGCCCGGCCACCACACCCACCCCCCGUGCCACCUCGACCGCCACAGAUCUGACCUCCAGCUCGGCCACCGCACCCACCUCCAGUGCCACCUCGUCACCGAAUGCCACACAUCUAACCUUGAGCCCGGCCACCGUGCCCACCUCCCGUGCCACCUCAACUGCCACGGAUCUGACCUCCAGCUCCACCAUCACCCCCCAUGCCACCUUGUUGCCGAAAACCACCUCUGCCAGCCCCAGUGCCAGGACCGCUACCAGUAGCAAUGCCCACAGCACAGAACCUCCCACCCCCCCCAGCACUCGGACUACUCUCCAGCCUCUUAGGAUCACCGUCUACUUCCUGUUCUUCCACAUUCUGAACCUCCCGUUCAACUCCUCCCUGGAAGACCCCAGCACUGCCUACUUCAAGGCGCUGCAGAGGAACGUUUCGGAGCUGUAUUUGCAGAUCUACACACAGGAGGGGUUCCUGGGCUCCUCUAAUGUAAAGUUCAGUCCAGGCUCUGUGGCGGUGGAAUCGACUCUGGCCUUUCGAGAAAACACCAUCAGUGCCAGUGAGGUGGAGGCACAGUGGGCCGCAAAGGAGCGGGAAGCGGCAGCCAAAUACAACCUGGACGUCUCGCGAUUGAGCGUGGUUUAUCCUUCCUCGGCCCAGCCAGGGUCUGGGGUACCUGGCUGGGGCAUCGCCCUGCUGGUGCUGGUCUGUGUUCUGAUUGUGCUGGCCGUCAUCUAUCUCGUUGCCCUGACUGUGCAUCAGUGCCGCCAGAAGAACUGUGGGCAGCUGGACAUCUUUCCCACCCGAGAUGCCUACCAUCCUAUGAGCGAGUACCCCACCUACCACACCCACGGGCGCUAUGUGCCCCCCGGCAGUACCAAACCUAACCCUUAUGAGGUUUCUGCAGGCAAUGGUGGCGACAGCCUCUCUUACACAAACCUGGCAGCUACUUCUGCCAACUUGUAGGGGCACGUCGCCGCCCGAGCUUCCAGCCCGAGACCGCGUUCCCUCUCCCAGCCUUCGAUGUGAGAGUGGCCCCCUUCCUGUUCUGGACUGGUGAGCUGGGACUUCAACUGAGCUGCUCACAGCCUCCCUUACAGACCCCACCAAGUCCCCUAACCCAUCUUAGCCCUGGUGAAGCCCAUCAGGGCCCCUGGGGACAUGCCUGGGCGGUGGCUCCCAGGACUGGCCCAGAAAGCCCGCAGAAAGUGGCAACUGGAAUACAGCUGAAAAAAACGUGGCCUCCUCUGCUCUGACUACCGA